AGGGCGGUGUGUGGAGACGUAAGGAGGAGAAAAAACCUAGUAAACCUGACAAAGCGUCUGAGAAACAGUGUGAGGACUGUCGGCGAAAGACGAAAGAGAAGGAGACGCGAAAGACGCUCUUUUCACCGUGGGGAACGCACAUUGAUGGAUUUUAUGACAUUUUGGCAUCGGACAGCCACCGUCUUGCACCUAUCAAACAUCGCCCCGCGUCCGUAGUAGCUGCAAACUUUCUAUUUAGUUGACAAGUGCGCUGCUCUUGAGCAUUGGGCAUGUUUUGCGCCCUAGAAGAAACUUGGUGACGGGGAGGAAAGUUUCUGGGGGAGACAGCGAUAUGGUUUUCCGAGCUGUUUUCGAGGGAUAACGCGUGUAAACUCGGAUUUCUUUGCAUGGCACCGGGCUACGCUGCAAGUCGAGUUUGGAAUAUAUCCUCUGAUCUGAGUUGAUGCCGGCUGAUCGUGGAAUAGUAAACUGAAAAGAAGGCAGCGCCUCUCAGAUUUUUUUUUUUUUUUUGUCCUGCAUUGUGGUGUUGGAGACAUUCCUCCCUCUGGAUUGUGGAUUCUCAUGCUCUCUCCUCCCUUAUCUGUUCAUGCCAAAACAGAGAUCUCCAUGAUUUUAGUCCUCCCUGCCCAGGUGAUUGGGUGAAUUCCAGUGAGUGACAGGCCAGCCAAGCAGCAGUUGAUGGUUGGGCCGACCCCCUCAGAUGGGAUCAGUGUCCAGGGGGAGGUGGAGAAGGGGGGUAUGGGGAGCGCUGUCCCCCACUAACGGGAUGGCCUCGUGGGCCUGGCUGCUGGCCGCUGUCCUGCUGUCCCUUCUGACUGUCAGCGUGGCCCGGCCGCCCCUCACCGCCACCAAGGAGGAGGAGGCCACUCUGGAACCUGAAGAGGCAUCGAACAAAUACCAUAUUUCUAAGCCCACGGUGUGCUCAGUGCACCCGGGGGAGGUGCUGAAGCUGAACUGCCCUCUGCCGGCGACAGGGACCAUCACCUGGACCAAAGACGGCAGCUCUCUGGGCACCAACAACCGCACGCUGAUAGAGCAGGAGGUGCUGCAGAUCCGUGAUGCCACGCCCAAGGAUUCGGGCCUCUAUGCCUGCACCGGCGUGGGCAAAGACACGGUCUGCUUCAUAGUCAAUGUCACAGAUGCCAUCUCGUCGGGGGAUGACGAGGACGAUACAGAGCGGACGGAGGACUCUGGGGCGGACGGAGAGCAGAUAAGCGCUCCGUAUUGGACCACGCCAGCAAAGAUGGAGAAGAAGCUGCAUGCGGUGCCAGCUGCCAACACAGUCAAGUUCCGCUGUGCUGCAGGAGGCAAACCCGACCCCAAGCUGCGCUGGCUUAAAAACAGCAAGCCUUUCCGCCAAGAGGACCGCAUGGGAGGCUAUAAGGUGCGCAGCCAGCACUGGACCCUGAUCAUGGAGAGCGUGGUGCCGUCGGACAAGGGCAACUACACCUGCGUGGUGGAGAACGAGUACGGAUCCAUCAACCACACCUACACCCUGGAUGUAGUAGAACGGUCCCCUCACAGGCCCAUUCUCCAGGCCGGCCUCCCGGCCAACACCACCGUGCACGUCGGCGAGGACGCCCGCUUCGUCUGCAAGGUCUACAGCGACGCGCAGCCUCACAUCCAGUGGCUGAAACAUAUCACGCAGAACGGCAGUCGCAACGGCUCCGAUGGACACCCCUACGUCAGAGUGUUGAAGACCGCAGGUGUUAACACCACAGAUAAGGAGAUAGAAGUUCUCUACUUGCCCAAUGUAACAUUUGAAGAUGCUGGGGAGUAUACGUGCUUGGCGGGUAAUUCUAUUGGGAUCUCCUAUCACACUGCUUGGUUGACGGUGCUUCCAGCCUUGGAGAAAUCCCCGGGGCCAGUUUCCCCGUUCUACAUGGAGAUCGCCAUAUACAGCACGGGCGUCUUCCUCAUCGCCUGCAUGGUGGGCAUCGUAGUGGUGUGCCGCAUGAGGAACACGGCAAAGAAGCCAGACUUCGGGGGACAGCCGGCGGUCCACAAACUGAGCAAGCAGAUCCCUCUGCGCCGCCAGGUAACAGUGUCGGCAGACUCGAGCUCUUCCAUGAACUCUAGUACGCCGCUGGUACGCAUCACGACGCGGCGGAGCUCUGCACACGAUGAGCCCAUCCCCGAGUACGACCUUCCAGAGGAUCCACGGUGGGAGUUUUCCCGAGACAGGUUGACCCUGGGCAAACCCCUAGGUGAAGGCUGUUUCGGCCAAGUUGUAAUGGCAGAGGCCCUGGGCAUCGAUAAGGACAAACCCAAGGAGGCUGUAACUGUUGCGGUCAAGAUGCUGAAAGAUGACGCCACCGAGAAAGACCUGUCUGACCUGGUGUCAGAGAUGGAGAUGAUGAAGAUGAUCGGCAAACAUAAGAACAUCAUUAACCUUUUGGGGGCCUGUACACAAGACGGUCCCCUCUAUGUGAUAGUGGAGUACGCCUCCAAAGGCAACCUUAGGGAGUACCUCAGAGCCCGCCGGCCGCCCGGCAUGGAAUACUCCUAUGACAUCGCCCGUGUCUCAGACGAACAACUCACGUUCAAAGAUCUGGUCUCCUGCACUUACCAGGUGGCGCGGGGCAUGGAGUACCUAGCAUCUCAGAAGUGCAUACACAGAGACCUGGCAGCCAGAAACGUCCUGGUCACAGAGAGCAACUUCAUGAAGAUCGCUGACUUCGGGCUGGCCAGGGACGUCCACAACAUCGACUACUAUAAAAAGACGACUAAUGGUCGUCUCCCGGUAAAAUGGAUGGCUCCAGAGGCGCUCUUCGACCGGGUCUACACGCACCAGAGUGAUGUCUGGUCAUUUGGGGUGCUGAUGUGGGAGAUCUUCACCCUAGGGGGCUCGCCCUACCCCGGUAUUCCUGUUGAAGAGCUCUUCAAGUUGCUCAAAGAGGGCCAUCGCAUGGACAAACCCGGCAACUGCACCAACGAGCUGUACAUGAUGAUGAAAGACUGCUGGCACGCCAUCUCAUCCCAGAGACCCACCUUCAAGCAGCUCGUGGAGGACCUGGAUCGCAUCCUCACCCUGAACACCAACGAGGAGUAUCUGGAUCUAUGCGCCCCGGCGGAGCAGUAUUCCCCCAGCUUUCCGGACACUCGUAGCUCCUGCUCCUCCGGCGACGACUCUGUGUUUUCCCACGACCCGCUACCGGACGAGCCGUGCCUCCCCAAGUACCAGCACAUCAACGGAAAUGUCAAAACAUGAGCCCGCACCCACCCCCUCGACACCCUUUAGCGUGUCCCAGAACACAGGUAGCACAGACGACCUUCGCCGACAUCCUCCCAACUUCCUGCCCCCCCAUCGCCCCCUCUGGCUCCCAGUGGACUAACGGACCCAGACGGGACUGGGCUGGUGGCAGCGCUGCUGUCACACACUCACACUGCCAUGCACUCACACUACACACACUCACAUGAGGUCUUAAAGGAGAGGACAGGGACCAUAAAGAAGCUAUUUUGUAUUGACUGAAUGAACUGACAUUUCCCGGGGAUCCUCCGACUCUCCGAAAAAACACAGAUUUUUUUUUUUAUUCUGGUUCUCAUGUUUGUUGCCUUGCAAUCAACGAUAGUUGUUGGGUGAUCCAAUUCCAGAGGCUGGCAUUCCAAGACUGUUCUUUGCUCCUGGAGGAAUGUAUGGACUGACGUGAACUCUAGAAACAAGGGAUUAGAAGAGGAUGACAAAUAGGAAAAUGGACUAAGCGACAGAGCUUCGACUAACAAAACAGAGGAAUAAGAGGAGAGCAAAUGAAAAAAAAAAAUGAAAUUCUCUCCUGUUUAUUUUGUAAUAUUGAUGGAUUUCUUUUUUCAGUUCUCUUGAUAAACCUUCCCAAUUAUUCUGGAGAAAGACAAAUACACAGUGUAAUGUAUAGUGCUGGGUAUCUUUGUAAAUAUAUUCAAAUAUGUAUAAAAAAUAUAUUAUAUAUUUACAAUGAAUUAUUUUUUGUAUGGACUCGGAAAUAACCCCCAAUCCUCCCACACCCUUCGUUGAGUUUUAGGCAGUUUAUGCUAACAGGUUACGUGUCCUAUUACUCUCUUCACACAGACACACACACACACACAAAUUCAGACACUUUAAUACACACAAACACCUGUCUUACUCUCACUCAAUAACACAGCUGAGUAUUGGCUUUCAGGGAACAGUAGUAUGGUAAUUUAUUGACUUACGUUUUUUUGUUUUUGUUUUGUUUUUUAAUGAAUCAAAAAGAAUAAAAACAAUGUGGCAGAAAUUAUGACAUUAAUGAUGUUAAUAAUACAUGAAUAAUCCAUUAAAUGUAUCGUAAUUUAAAAAGGAUCUUUCAGCAGUAACAGAAGAAAACUAUUUUUAGUAGGUUUGAGAGAUCCGGGUUUUGUAAGUUUUAUAUAUGAAUGUGAAUAUUAAGUUAAAUUUUAAAUUACUGUACAUUUUAUAGUCAGCUAAUCCCUCUCCUUAGGUAGACGUUGAUGCCAUUUCUAUCCGGUCAUUUUACUCUUUCUUAGCUCUGCUUUAGGAAAUGAGACUGAUUUCUGGAUAUUUAUAUAUCACUAAAAAGAGUUAAGAAUUUGGAAAUACCUAGCGACACGCUCCUUCAUUUAGGCU
Messenger RNA from Mugil cephalus (flathead mullet), 4579 nucleotides. RefSeq names its product fibroblast growth factor receptor 2 (gene fgfr2). Lineage: Eukaryota; Metazoa; Chordata; Actinopteri; Mugiliformes; Mugilidae. Gene Ontology annotation, biological process: positive regulation of cell population proliferation; fibroblast growth factor receptor signaling pathway; protein phosphorylation. The transcript has 18 exons. The coding region runs from base 701 to 3211 and encodes 836 amino acids. Gene Ontology annotation, cellular component: membrane; signaling receptor complex. Gene Ontology annotation, molecular function: fibroblast growth factor binding; fibroblast growth factor receptor activity; ATP binding. The record is from RefSeq and is a predicted model, not a curated record.